Messenger RNA from Portunus trituberculatus (swimming crab), 12116 nucleotides. RefSeq names its product adenylate cyclase type 1-like. Gene Ontology annotation, molecular function: adenylate cyclase activity. NCBI's taxonomy places the organism in Eukaryota, Metazoa, Arthropoda, Malacostraca, Decapoda, Portunidae. Bases 231 to 6701 code for a protein of 2156 amino acids. The transcript is spliced from 24 exons. Gene Ontology annotation, biological process: intracellular signal transduction; adenylate cyclase-activating G protein-coupled receptor signaling pathway; cAMP biosynthetic process. The record is from RefSeq and is a predicted model, not a curated record. Gene Ontology annotation, cellular component: plasma membrane.
GGCAUCAGUGUCUCUUAAGUCCGUGAGUAGGAAGCAUCUCGCGCUCUCGCCCCGGCCAGCCUGUGUGCCGUGACCCGGUUGAAUUGUAUUUGGUUACCAGAAGUGAAUUGUGACAUUGUUUUGCCUGGAUAAUUACGCCCAUCAUCUCUACUCGUCAUUGUCAGGUGAUGUUCGGGCGCGCGGCACAGGGGCGGGGUGCUGGGAGCCGGUGGUGAGGCGCGGCGGCCACGAUGGACCACAGUGUGAAGGCCAUGACCCCGCACCGCAAGGUGGCCUUCUCGCGGCUCUGCCACAAGCACCGCUUCGAGAAUGAUGAGUUAGAGGAGCUGUACCGCCGCUACACGCUCAAGCUGCAGCAGGCCAGCGUGGCGGCGGCCUCCGCGCUCAUGCUACUGCUGUGCCUGCUGCUGGCGGCGCUGCACGUCGCCUACGCCCAGGCGGCUGCCCCCACGCCCAUCACGCUGCUGGUGCUGUCCCUGGUGCUGGCUGCUCUGCUCGUGCUCCUCAACUCCAGAGUGAUGCGCCACUCCUACCUGAUGCCCACCUGCUACCUGCUGCUGGGCCUGGGCGCCCUGCUGGUGGCCCUCGCCCUGCCGCUGCCCUCACGCUGGAGCUGGAUUGGCUGGCAGGAGUUCGCCACGGCAGGCCAGGGCGUGUGGCAGACUGCCUUCAUUGCCUUCCUUGUGUACGCCCUCACGCCCGUGUCCACGCCCAUCGCCCUGGCCUACGGCGUGGUGCUACCCUCAUGUCAGGUGGCCCUCGCCGCCACCCUGGCCACGCCCUUCGCGCCGCUACACUGGCAACAGCUGGUGGCCAACAGUGUGGUGGCGGCGGCGGUGAAUGUUGCGGGCGUGUGGCUGCAGCAGAUGAUGCAGGCAGGGCAGCGCAAGGCUUUUCUCGACACCCGGAACUGUAUCGCCGCCAGACUGCAAAUGGAGGACGAAAAUGAAAAGCUGGAGCGCUUGCUGCUAUCUGUGCUGCCCCAACAUGUGGCCAUGGAGAUGAAGGCAGACAUCAUCAAGCCAGUGGAGCGACAAUUCCACAAGAUCUACAUUCAACGACAUGAAAACGUCAGCAUGGUGUUUGCAGACAUCGUGGGCUUCACAGUACUGGCAUCUCAGUGCACUGCUCAGGAACUCAUUCGACUCCUCAACGAACUCUUUGGGCGGUUUGACCAGCUUGCUGAUGAUAACCACUGUUUACGCAUCAAGAUCCUGGGCGACUGCUACUACUGUGUGUCUGGCCUGCCUGACCCAAGGAGCGACCAUGCCCGCUGUGCCGUGGAGAUGGGACUGGACAUGAUAGAUGCCAUAGCCUCUGUGGUUGACGCGACAGACGUGCAACUCAACAUGAGGGUCGGCAUCCACACAGGGCGGGUGCUGUGCGGCGUGCUGGGCCUACGCAAGUGGCAGUAUGACGUGUGGUCCAACGACGUGACCAUGGCCAACAUGAUGGAGGCGGGAGGGGAGCCAGGGCGAGUGCACAUCACACAGGCAACGCUGGACUGCCUGGGGAACGAGUACGAGGUGGAGCCAGGGGACGGACAGCUGCGCUCCCAGUACCUGAGGGACCACAACGUCACCUCCUACUUCAUCAUUCCUCCCCCACGCCGCCGAAAGCCCCUCCUGUUCAACACUCUCCAGGUGCGGUCAGCCUUAGGGUCAACGCACCGCAGGAAACUAUCCUUCAAGAAUGUGAGCAAUGUGGUAGUGCAGCUGCUGCACUCCAUCAAGUACUCCAUGGAGGUGCCCUUCUCCAACAUGGCCAUCCCACCACAGGAGAAAUCAACGUCCAUCACCAAGAAGUCUAGCCUUCUGUCAGAUAAAUUCAAGCGACCAUUCAAGAAGAGACACUCGUCCCUUCCUCACGCCCCAUCGAACCGAGUUAACAAGUACUUAGCUCAGGCCAUUGAGGCGAGAUCAGUGGACCGGGAGAAGUCCACCCAUGUGUCACUGAUCACACUGUGCUUCAGAGACAAACAGAAGGAGAGACACUACCAUGAGGAACAGGACGUUGGUUUCGGCAGUUCUCUUCUGUGUUCAUUGUUCCUGCUGCUGUUUGUGGCGUCUGUGCAAGCCCUGGUGUUGCCCCGCACGCUGCUCUUCCUCUUCUUGUUCCUAGCUGCAUUUGUCACAAUAUCUGUUAUAUUAAUUGUUCUCCUUGCAUCAAGGUUGAAGGUCACCACAUGGGAUCCCUCAAGGAGGUUUGUGCUGCGCCUUGUGCUGACCAUCGUGGCUGUGACCGUCAUUUAUAUCAUGGCUCAGGUUAAUUCAUUUACUUGUAACUUGCCAUAUGUUGCCUGCAAACCCAACAUGACUCUUACAACUUCAAGACAUCGCGGACCACAAGACUUUGUCCGCAACCUGUGGUGUCCACUGCCUGAAUAUAUUCCUCUCUCGUGUGUCCUCGGGUUUAUAUCUGUGGCAGUGUUCCUCCGCCUGCCUAUGCUGGUCAAGGCUCUGCUGGUGACCUCCAUGGCAACUGUUUAUGCCCUCUUGAUCUGCUUCACACACCUGUCACUGUUCACCUGUUACGAUGCACGGGUUGGGGCGGUGGUCCCCACGGAAGUGUUAGCAGUGGUGUACAUUUUGCUGUUCUUGUUGGCGGUGAUAGCUCACGGCCGCCAGGUGGAGUGGACCGCAAGACUUGACUUCCUCUGGCAGUGUCAGGCUGCCGAGGAGAAGCAGGACAUGGAUGCUCUGCAGGAAAGCAAUCGCCGCAUCUUGUUCAACCUUCUCCCAGCUCAUGUGGCAACUCACUUCCUUGACAAUCAGUUCAGGAACAACAUGAAAGAAAAGUACACCUCCCCCAUCGCCCUGCAGGACCUGUACCACCAAAGCUACAGUCGUGUGGGUGUUGUCUUUGCCUCAAUUCCAAACUUCCAUGAGUUUUACACUGAACUUGCCGUUAACAAUCAAGGCACUGAGUGUUUGAGGGUUCUCAAUGAGAUCAUCGCUGACUUUGAUGAGCUGCUGGAUGAUGAGCGCUUCAAGUCUGUGGACAAGAUCAAGACAGUUGGCUCUACCUUCAUGGCUGCCGUGGGACUGAUGCCAGACAUGAGGAUUCUAGACCACAAGGAAGAAUCAGCCAGUUACUAUUUGUCUGUCCUGGCUGAACUUGUCUUUGCCUUUAGGGAAAAGUUGGCAAAUAUCAAUGAAAAUUCAUAUAAUAAUUUUACCUUGCGAGUCGGCAUGAAUAUUGGCCCCGUGGUGGCUGGAGUCAUUGGGGCAAGGAAGCCGCAGUACGACAUCUGGGGCAACACUGUCAACGUUGCCAGCCGCAUGGACUCAACAGGACUGCCUAAUCAUACACAGGUGACAGAGGAGGUGUACCAGGUGCUGCGCAACAGACCGUACCAGUUCCAGUGCCGUGGCAAAGUGAAGGUGAAAGGCAAGGGAGAAAUGACCACCUUCUUCCUCAUUGACCGUAAGGAGCCGGCCACCAUCAAGGCAGACGAGGACCACCAGAUGCCACCCCCGAAGAUUCCUCCUCACCUGCAGUCCUACGCCCCGGAUCAUGGGUGUGGUUGGCCUGUGUGGCCCGCGUAUUGUGUGGUUGGGCAGUGUGGCGGCACCCUCCACACUCCCCACUCCUCCCACCGCCCACACCAACGCCACUACCACACCCACAAUGGUGGACUGUUUGGGGGUGUGGCAACACCUCUGGCAAUGGUGCCCCCGAAGGUGCCUCCCCACGGCCGUAGUCUUUCCCAGGGUCUCACUGGACAGCUGGUGCACGGCCAGCCAGGAGGAACCCCUCGCUCCCGCCGCAACAGAGACUCCUUUGGUGACGACUUGCAGGCAAUGAAUAUCAAUGGCCAGAACCUCACCAAGUCAGGAGGAAGGCAGUCAGGAGGAGAUGGCCAGAGGUGUGAGGAGGAGCCACUGCUGACCAGAGUUCCUCCAGCUCCUCUUGAUGCUCAUGUCCUCCCACCAAGAUUCUCUGUUGGACAGAUGCGCUCCAGCAACAAGUCUCAGACCCCAACUCGAGCUGCUAUGCAACAGAUGAAGCCCCAGGGCUCCAUCACGGCCCCCAAACCAUAUUCUCAGUCCCGUCCUCGUACCUACCGCCCGGACGAGUACAACUUCCCACCAAGUGCAUACGCCCCUGCUUGGGCUCAGGUUCAGGGGUUCAGUGCACCUCACCAGGGAGCCAACCCUGGAAAUGCCGUGAAGAAAGUGUCAGGACGGAGCCGAACCUCUCCAAGAAAAGAGAAUGACGACGUACAGCUACGGCUUCCAGACCCAAGCAGGUCAGGUCUGAGUGGAGGACUCAUCCUGCCACCUGUGCCGCGCCACCACCAUGUGGAGGAGGCUGGAGUGCGGCAUAAGCUGCGCUCCUUCGCCAGGCACUACAGUGAUGACAGUUUGCAUGGGUCAUCUCACAGAGACCUUCACUCCACCCGCAUCCACUCUUCUGCGGAUGAAAUCAGUUCCCUGAACCGUUCUCCAAGCCUCAGUUCCUCUGACGAAAGCUUCUCACGUACGGACUUCUCUCGCACUGACGCUGACUCGCCAUCGCCGCAGCACACUCCUUCCCUAAGUGAUGAGCGCUUCAAAUACAUGUUCAGUGGCAUGAAUCUGGAAGGUGCUGCUGCGCCAGGCUUUAGGGAACUCUCACCACAGAUAUAUUCAGACUAUUUAUCAAGUGUCAAAGCUUCAAGUGAUGAAAGUUCUUUGCGUUUGAACAGUCUUUCACGGGACUCCACGACCUAUUCCUAUCCCAACGUACCUGGACUGUGGAGGGAAACGGAUAUAACCAGUCCAGGUCCCGAGGAGAGGAUGCGGAGGGAUGACUUAGUGAUACCAAAGUUAACUGCUGAAUUUUCUAGUGACAAAGUGAAACGUAGUAAACUUAGUGAUAAGGCAGAGACGGAGGUUCCUUCACAGGUAGACAAUUGUGUGAGUCAUAGCGCUUCCCCAUCCAGUGAGAAAGUGAAACCUGGAUGUAGACUAAGCUAUGUGGAUUGUGACCUUAACUCCCCCUCAAGAACUAGUGCCUCUGGGAGCACCAGCCGAAUGCGCAGCCUCGAAAGAAGUCCUCGAGAAACCUCGGCAAUGACUCCCGAUAGUGUUAUUAUGUCAAAAAAGCGUUCCUUGUCAAGGGAAGAAAGCCAGAAAAUGGGUAAUCACAUUCAAUUAGAACACGACCAGUCCCGUAAACGAAAUCCAGAACGUCAGAAAAAGGAUGGAGAGUGCCAGACAGACCCACGCAACCACCACCACAGAGCCAUUGCCUCAAGCACCAGGACACCAGAAAAAAUCAAAAUAGAUAAAAAAUUAGAAAAAUCUUCAACAUUUGAGGGAAUACCAGAGGAUGGAAAGUCUGCAUCACUCGACUGCAGUAGAGGAAGGUAUGGUGGUCUGAGUGGAAGUAGUGAGAUUGAGCAGGAAAGGGAAACACAGCAGCAGGAAAGCUCAGAUGUUAGUAACAACAACUCAAGUAGUAACAUCAUGGAGAAUUAUGCAGGUAACACACUCGAAGGUUACUCAGCUCUUCAAAAGGCUGCCCAACAACAGGAAAAGGAAUUGAAUAAUAUGUUUGGGAAUCAGAUCAGGUUGGAUCCACUGUCUGUCAAACCACUUACAGCAGAGUUGAUGAACCUUGACCCUGUAAUGCUUGGCCUUCACUUUGACCCCCAUGGUAAUCAGACAGUGCUGCAGCUCACCUCUGCUUCUGUAGAAGGGGACUUGGCGCCCCACCAGCCAACCACUCCCCAGCUGGCGAAGCUGUCCCUGGCUGACAAAGUGCCACUAGACUCUAGAGCACAGGCUUCCCGAGGCCCUCUUGGCCACAAGUUUCCUCUGGAGAUUCCUGCCCCAGAGAGAAUCAGUCUCCACCAGAGUGUGAGGAAAUUUGUUGGCUCCAGAAUGCCUGGACCUUGUGGACACAGUGAGUAUGAGAACAUGGAAUCCGACGUGCCAGACGCCUCCACUGACGAUGAGGGGCUCAGUGACCUGCGGCGGGACACUGCAGGAGGCAAGGUGGCCUCAGGAGACAGACGCCCUGAUGACAAGAGGGAAAGUCCUAAACAGAACCUGUCAGUGGAGAAGCACAGCCUGAAGGGAGGUGAACACCAGACAGAUGACGACGAGGACGUGAGGUCCUUUGAGGAGGAGGAGCGAAGGAUGGCCCAUGAGUUGAGUGGUGCUCAGAUGGACAGAUCUGGAAACACUUCAGGGCAAUCAUUACCAGUGCCCAGCAUAGGAGAUGGAGGGGAAACUAGUCAGUCUGAGUGGAGUGAGGAUGAUGAUGGGGCCGCCUCGGAGCCACUGCUGGACCAGGAAAGCACCGGCUACACCACUGAUGACCCAGCCCUGGAACAAGUCUCCAUGAUAAAUGAUGCAGGACUCACAGAUGCUGAAGGUGCCUUGAGUGACGUCAACUCCAUCUACAACGACCCACACCAGUACGAUGGAGACAUGGAUGACACGAGCAUGUCGUCUCGUGCCUCUUCCAGGAUAUUUGACUCGGACAACAUCAUCUCGUUUGAUCAGAUCAACGCCUACUAUGAGUCUGAGUACGACAACUACCGUCCAGGUGUGGUGGCCUCCGAUGGUUUUGACACAGAGCCACUCUCUGAUGUUGAUUUUGAUGGGAUUGAUGGCAUCAAUUUGCAAAAUAUCAGAACCAUGUCAGAGAGUAUCACUCGCAAUUUUGGACAGCCCCGAAAUGAGACAGAUGUAGACAGUGAUGUAUGAUAUUGGGUGAAAUCCUUAAUGGAAGACUACUGCAUAGAAACUACUGUUUGAAAAAGUAACUCCUUUCUACUACAAUGAAUUCACAAGGGUCAUAUUUUCUACGCCACAAGAAAUGUUGAUAUUAUGGUGAGGAGGAUUUUAUAGGCCAGAAAAGGCAGUGCUUGGCUGCAGGUGUUUGACAUAUUCAACUCGGCAAAUCAUACUUGUGAUGCUGGUAUUACAUAAUGGCAAAGUAUGUACCUAAGACUGUGUAAUAUACAGAUGUUCAUUCUUUUUUUUUUUUCCCCACACACUUAAAGCUCCACCUGAAAAAAUUUGUUAUAAGAAUAUUGAGUAACAUUCAUGUGCUAUCGUGAAACCUUCAGUGUCCUCCGUUCAGAGAUCCAUGAAAUGCCAGUGAAUUGGUGAUACAAAGGUACAUGUAAAUCACAUCAUUAUGCCUUUAUAUUAGUAGUUGUGGAUUCACUCAUGUUAACAAAGAGCAUUGGAUUUAUGCUGUACCUCAUAUAUGGAGAAAAGACAAAUUUACAAAUAUAUUUUUAAAAGAUUUAUCUACUAGUAUAUUUGAUAACGUACAGCAGAAUGCUCAAGUCAUGGAAUCAGAAGACAUUACCAAUCAUUUUAGAUUACUUGAAAUGGAAAAAAGAAUUAAGAUAAAAAAAAUGCAGAAAUAAGCAUAUAUGUAUGUAUUAAAUAUUUCUGUUGAAUGUUUGUACUUGUACAUAGAAAGUUGAUGUAACAGGACUUCUCAACAUGAGCCCAAGGGGUGCUGCACAGGAGGAGUUAGACAAGGUAGUGUAAGAUGUGUGCAAUUGUACAUAUUUAUGUAUAUUAAUGACCUGCUACACAAGUAGACUUGCAAGCCUCACCUGUCACUACAAGGAACUGGGUAUUCAAUAUUCCAUACCUACAGAAGCAUAGUUCCAAUUGAGGCUCAAGAUUCUUAGUCUGUGUGAAGCUGUGAACACCUCAUUGUCCUUUAUUUGUGUACUCUUUCAAUUUAUAGGAGACUGAGAUAUCAUAUAGUUGCCUCGUGAAGAGUCAAGAUCUGUCAGCGCUUCACAGAAUAUGUAUCAUUAAGGAAAUGUGAUGCUUGAACAUACUUGUUAAUUGUUCCACUGUCAGGACCUCUACAUGAAUAUUAUGAAUAUUGCACUGUGUUGCUCAAAGUUCAGAGUAUUCUCACAUCUCAUGUUUAUUCCAUUGCUGGAAUAAUUGGUGGUAUUUCUCUGGCUUUGUACUGCAGAACCUCCCUAAAAAGAAUUAAUUUAGAAUAUGUUACGACCAGUCAUGCUCAUUGCCACAUGAAUCAAACACUAUUCAAUAAGAUCUGCCUCGCAUAUGUUCAGGCAGGCACUGCAUAUUUAAGACACUUUGAUGAACUAAACACAGUACCUGAACAUGCAGCUGAGCUCUUAUGAUUCAACUGUAAGGUAAACCCAGAAAAUGUUACAAAAUUAUUAUACCUUUAAAACUUUUAACUUGUUAUGGUAACGUCCCAAAAUUAAUCAAGCACAUGUUGUAUCUCACAUAAUUAAUAGGUUUCAUUAUUAGUACUUAUAAAGAAAAGGGAGAGAAGAUAUUUUUUCCUUUAAGCUGAAGCCUGUCCUUCAAACCUUAAAAUCAAAAAGCAAACCAUUCACAUACAGCAUGCAUGAUUGCACUGAAUUUGGAACUUGCUCAGACUUCUUAUUGCUUUAGUUUCUUUUCCAAGUAGUUUCUCCUUCAUAUAUAACAAAUUAUGUCUUCUUCAUUUCACUGUUCAGUGUGAGUCAACUCUAAAGCUCAUCUGUGUUGGCUUAAGCACUUUUUGUACAAGUGCUUGUCCAAUUUCAUGCUAAGACUUUAUUUAGCAUUAGAAUAAACAUCAAAAUGUUUACUAUUCCUAGAUACUGUAAUAUUUGUUUUCAAUGCACAUUAAUUGAAAAAAUAGGUUAGACAUUACUAAUAUUGUGCCACAAAAUCAAGGCAUAUUGUAGUAAAAACAAAUGUAUGUAGAAUUAGAAAGCUGAAUUUUUCAUGUAAUGGAAGUUUUGGUUUGGAAACCAUCCUCUAUAUCUAAAAAAAAAUUUAUACUAUUGGAAUAGUAAUCCAUAUGAAGCCCAAGAGAAAAUAUUAUUUAUAAUUUUUACUGUUGUGGUUAUUAGAUCACAAAUACUUCCUGGAUGGUUGUUAUUUUUGGCACAAUUACAUCACAAAACAAAAAAUUGACAAUGGUCUAAUAUUUAUACAAGCCAUGCACAACAUUGAAGCAAAUAUUGUUGACGACACCUGCAUCAGAUUGUUGGUUUCUGGAUAUUGUUUCAACAUAACAUUAAAUAAUUUAGAUAGAAAGUCAAAUUUUGUAAAAAAAAAAUAUAUAUAUAUAUAUAUAUAUAUAAUUAUAUACUUGCAGUGCUAGACAGUAUUUUAAGAAAACCAUUUAUAUAGCCAUUGCCUUUGAUGUGUGCAAUUUGUGUUAUGCCAAGUAAGCGGCAUCUCAGUGCGUGUCUGACCAUAUUUUCAUAGACAACAAAAAAUUACUAAUUGUAUUCAGUUGUUGAAAAUUCCUCAUGUCUGUAUAUAUAUAUAUAUAUAUAUAUAUAUAUAUAUAUAUAUAUAUAUAUAUAUAUAUAUAUAUAUAUAUAUAUAUAUAUAUAUAUAUAUAAUCUCAGACAUAGAUGGUGUGUGUACAUUUGUUUCUUGUUUUCAUGUGAGCAACUUAUUGACAGAUUUAAUAUACAGUAAAUUUAUCUAAUUUUACCUGAAAGCCUUGAACCCAUAAGAAGUACUCAGGAACACAAUAAAUAGUUAAUAUGAGUAUAGAAGAUAAUUGUAAUUUGAUAUUUUAAUGUUGGCUGUGGGAUGUUCUGGUUACAAGAUGUGUAGUUUUAAAUGCCCAAAAUUCAAAUAAUAUUUAAUUGGUAAUAUGAAAUUCAGCUGAGUUAAUGUAGCAAUACUGUGUUAGCAUGUAAGCCAAAACAGCAUGAUUUGUUAGAGCUUUUUCAUAUACUUGUUGAUGUGUGUCCAAAGUGUUGCUUGGCUGGAAAUGGCUGUACAUUUACAUAUACUAUCUAGACUGUGUUUGUAAAAUGCUUUUGUAGAUUGUUUCAGGCAUGAAUGAUUAACAGCCGCCUUCAUUUGUGCUGUGUGGCGAGGGUGUUUUGUUUUGGCUGGUGGAGCACCUGUCUGUGUGUAGCCUACAGUGUGUGCAUAUGUGUGUGUGCAUUCACAGUAACCAGCAGGCGACCGUGAAUACACACAACACACACACACACACACACACACACACACAGCAUUGAGGACACAAGAAGAAAUAUAACAAGAAAAGGAAAUGGAUGUACAGUUUUCCAAAUAAUACAUACGUAGAACAAUAAAUUUUGUGCAUUACCAAAAUUUUUUUUUUUUUUUUUUUUUUUUUUUACUGAUUUGAUAUUAAAAGAUGAGACAUAAGCUUCACUUAGUUCUGUAAAAAUACAAAUAGGGAAAUGCACAUACACAUAUAUACAUGCACACAUGUACAUUCACAUCCUACCAGCUCAGGAGUACUGUCUUCAAUUGUCACUGACAAGGCAGGAUUUGCACUGUGCUCAUGAUUCAAGGAUUUUCAUGAGUAAUGAGCAGUUUCUGUCCUCCCUUAACAUGAGGAGGGGGUGAGUAGUGAGUUAAAGGUCUGAAUCUCACCAUAGAUGAAGCUUUCAUAAGCUCUAGACUCACUCCUGGACACGAUAGCUGGUGGUCACUAGUCCAGUAUGUGAUCCUGAAGACUGUGGUCAAUUACGCACACACUUAAUAAACAUGGCUUCUUUAAUGGCCAUAAAAUAUUUGAACAUAAAGCAGUAACUAGGCAAGUCUACUUGCUGAUUUGCUAAAAUUAGGAGUUAGAAGCUGAUGUUGAAUCAAGAGAGUAGAAGUUGAUUUAUUUAUCACUACCAUGAAAUGGCUAUGUUUCUAAUGAUAAAUUCAUGUGCAUCCUUUUCUUCACUGUAAAUUUGUCCCUGCAUUAGUUUAUAACAACACCUCUUUUUUUGUGUGUACAUUAUCAUUAUAGAGCCAUCAUUUCAUCACCAUUGUCAUUAUUACCGUUGCCACCACCCCAGUGUGUCAUCAUCAUAUUGCCAAGUGUGAGAGUGUGUGUGGUUGAAGUCCAGCAAUUCAUGUAGAAAUAUUGCCUACAAGCCAGUCAAGAAGUGUUGCAUGUUACUUGAGUGAGUGAGUUACAAGCUCCAAGACAAUUUCUAAAGUGUGGAUGUGGUGUAGCUGCAGAAAGAAGCAAAACCUGUAAACAUUGUAUAGUUGUUUAAUAUUAGCUUACAGGCAAAACAGUAUAGAGGAAAGGAAAUGAAUGCUGUGCAGGAUCUUGUAGGAAGAGGUGUGAACUUGUAUGCUUGUAUUCUUAGCAAUUUUAUCAGGGUAAACCACUCAAAAGAAGUCAUUACUCAGUGGGGUAAAGUCAAGGCAAAUCAAAGUACUAUUUUUUAUUUACCUAAUUUUAUACUAUGAUGCAAACUGUUGAUCAAUCUCAUUAAGGGUUAUAGAAAGCAGGUAAACAGGAUUGUAUACUUCAUGAACUGUCUUAAUAUUAUGCCCACUGGUGCAGCCAUAACUCCAAACACCAUGUCUUUUGUCUCCAUGGUAUUUAAAACUAUUAUUCAGAUUAUUCACUAUUAGCUGAUCAAAAUCUUGCAAUUGAUCCCAUUUUUAAGGUAAACAAUAGGAUGUUUUCAGAGUAGGGAAAUUUUGCAGAAUGUUACUAAAAUUUUUGUACACAAUAGCUCUUUUGCUGUGGUACUUAACAUUACACAUUAUUAAAAGAGAUAUCCAAUGAGAAAUAUGAAUGAAUAGCAUGAGGUGUACUUGUUUUACUUUGACAAGAUUGAGGAAGUAUUUGAGGAUGUGGUAAGUAUUUUUGUCAAUAUUAUCAUGUACUUUGUUACUAUGUUGUACUUUUCACUGUAAUAUAAUUGCUGAAUAAUAUUUGUACAUGAGUGAUUUUUUUCCUAAUACAGAUUGAUAGCCAGACAACACAAUGGAAAUAUUCAAAGUGUGAGUAUAGUACAGUACAAUUUAGUUGGAUGAUUUAUUAAUAUUUUAUGUAUUGCACACAAACUAAUGCUGUUUUCCUCCACACGAGUACUAUCUGUUGUGGACACCUUGAGUUGGGUAGAUGUCUUGCCAAAUUACGAUGCCAUAAGUGAUGUUAAUCCUUAAUCGUAGCCACAUCAAGGUCACUUGCCACCAGGUCCUCAGUACUCAUGUUUGUUUUGAAGGUUUGAUGCUCAUGUAUGCUCUUUCUGUAUUCCUUGCCCAUGUAUAUGCAUCUUUCUUUCAUCAUAAAUACUGGGAAUAUUUUGUAAAUGUUGUAUAUAAUGUAAUGAAAUACACUAGUUUGGCCACUGUUCAAUUUUUAUGAAUACAUACUUAAUUUAUAAUCAA